This is a messenger RNA of Ruditapes philippinarum (Manila clam), 533 nucleotides long. Its product is annotated as pleckstrin homology domain-containing family G member 5-like. Gene Ontology annotation, biological process: endothelial cell migration; Rho protein signal transduction. Bases 46 to 495 code for a protein of 149 amino acids. Lineage: Eukaryota; Metazoa; Mollusca; Bivalvia; Venerida; Veneridae. Gene Ontology annotation, cellular component: plasma membrane; axon; endocytic vesicle. The transcript is spliced from 4 exons. The record is from RefSeq and is a predicted model, not a curated record.
AAUAAGUAAAUAAUUAAUGGACAUCAAUAUUACGUUGGUUUUGCAAUGGGAAUACAAAGGAAUAUGUAUAAAAAUUCAAAGGAUUUAUUUUCUCUGUUAGAGGUAUAUAAUCCCCACCCGACCUGGAUUUCAAAGGAUAAAGAGAAACAAGAUCAGUUGAAUGAACUGUUAAACAACUACAGUAGUAAUGGAUUACCUCCCUUUCCUUCCCUCGUACAGUUCGAGCACUCGCAGUUUGACGACUCUGUAUUCAGUAUAGACGCAGACUGGAGGUCUAUUGUAGACAACUCGCAGCAUUUAACAAAGAGACAGCAAGAUCAACAAGAGGCUAUAUGGGAGCUACUUCAUACAGAAAUACAAUAUAUACGCUCUAUACGGGUUAUAUCUGAUUUAUUCUUGUGUGUUUUGUUGAAUCUACAAAAUGAACUUCUAUUAAAUGAGGUAAGUUUUUGUAUAGUUGUCUUGAAAAUUGAGUCCCCCUGCUUAGCCAAAUAAGAAGAGUAUUGGAUUUGCAAUCCAGAGGUCGUUGGUUU